AUGGAAGGAAAUCUCAGUGUGUAUCUUUUUGACUUAGGAAGUAACAUAGGAAAGAGUGAUCUGAAGGUGCCGUUCCCGACACAGAGGCAAGCAGAGAUAGCUCACACGACGCUCAGUGUGGAUGAGGAACCUCGCCGGGGAGGAGUCAGACGAACACUCUCUCUGAAGGGGAACAUCCUGAAUGUGAUGUUCGAGGCACCAGAGGCAAGGAAACUGCGAGUCAGUGUCAACUCUUUCAUGGAUCAUCUCAUCCUGGUGACACAGACUCUUGACAUGUUCGGACCUCCCAGCUGAUGAAAGACAGUUUAUGUACAGAUUCACUCAUCUCAUCUCCUCCAUAAAGAUAACCUGUGAUGCAGUUGACAAGGACAUGACGUGCAGUAUCAUCACCACUGUAUAUAUCACCUCCUGUCAUGAUACCCGUGAAGAUCCGGGUUAGAAUUGAUCUUCCGUAACCCGCGCUUGUCGUAAGAGGCGACUAAUGGGAUCAGGAGGUCAGGCUCGCUGACGUGGUUGACACAUGUCAUCGGU
Molecule: messenger RNA, 531 nt
Organism: Haliotis rubra (blacklip abalone)
Lineage: Eukaryota; Metazoa; Mollusca; Gastropoda; Lepetellida; Haliotidae
Product: EKC/KEOPS complex subunit LAGE3-like
Cellular component (GO): EKC/KEOPS complex
Source: RefSeq, a predicted model, not a curated record